GAUGAUGAUGACGGAGAUGAUGGCGAUGACGGAGAUGAUGAUGAUGACGGAGAUGAUGAUGAUGACCUGGAUCAUGACGAUGACGAGGAUGAUGAUGACUGGGAUGAAGAUGACUACGGGUAUGAAGAAGUAGAUGAUGAGGAAGGUGAAUGUGGAGAAGAUAGAGAAAUAUUUUAG
Haemonchus placei is the source of this 177-nucleotide messenger RNA. The record is from the annotation of a GenBank genome assembly. NCBI's taxonomy places the organism in Eukaryota, Metazoa, Nematoda, Chromadorea, Rhabditida, Trichostrongylidae.